CUUCAAACCCUGUCGCGUCUCCACACCUCGUCUUCUUUCUCCAACUACUCAUUUCUCUUUUAUUCAGUCCACUAAAACGCUGGCUCUUGCUUAACCACACAGCCGACAUGUCUCAGCCGCAGAAGAUCAGAAGGGCCUCCGUUUCCGCCUCGGACCCUCCCACCACUAUCCCCAUUCCUUCCAACCCUCGCGGCCUCCCGCCGUCGUCUUUCGCUGGCACCUCGCCUACGCAGACGCUCAGCACCAGCCCUCGUCUGUCUACCUCCCCCGGCGCUGCUGGCUCGUUCGGUGGCCGCUCCCUCAAGGCCUUUGGCACUGCCCGUCAGCUUCAGGCCUUCCUUCCCGCCGCCUUCCCCGCCUUCCCAGAGGAGGAGGGCACUGCGACCCCGCGUACCGGCAAGAUCAAGAUUCUCCUGCUCGAGAACAUCUCGAUUGAGGCUGCUCAGUUCCUCAAGAACGCCGGCUACGAGGUCGACCACGUCACCAAGGCCUUCUCUGAGGCCGAGCUCCUUGACAAGCUCCCGGGCUACCAUGCCGUCGGUAUCCGCUCCAAGACCAAGAUCACCGCAAAGGUGAUCGAAAAGUGCUCGCAGCUUCUCGUCAUCGGCUGCUUCUGCAUCGGUACCAACCAGGUUGACCUCGAGACUGCCGCGAAGCACGGCAUCGCCGUAUUUAACUCUCCAUUCUCCAACUCGCGCUCAGUCGCCGAGCUCGUCAUCUCGGAGAUCAUUGCACUCUCGCGCCAGCUCGUCGACCGCGCUAGCGAGAUGCGCGCCGGCAUUUGGAACAAGGUCUCCAAGGCGUGCUGGGAGGUCCGUGGCAAGACGCUCGGCAUUGUCGGCUACGGUCACAUUGGCUCGCAGCUGUCCGUCCUCGCCGAGUCGUUCGGCAUGAACGUCAUCUACUACGACAUUAUCCCCAUCAUGCCCCUUGGCACUGCUCGCCAGGUGGACACGUUCGAGCAGCUUCUCCAGACUGCCGACUUUGUCACGCUUCACGUGCCAGAGAUCCCCGACACCAUCGGCAUGAUGGGCUCCGCGGAGUUUGCGCAGAUGAAGGAGGGUGCUUUCCUCAUCAACAACGCCCGUGGCAAGGUCGUGGACCUUGCGGCGCUUGCCGACGCGCUCGAGAGCCGCCACCUUGCUGGUGCUGCCGUCGACGUUUUCCCCAAGGAGCCUGGAUCCAACGGCCCUGGCUUUAACGACGACCUCGGUGACUUCAUCCCCCGCCUCCGCAAGCUGCCCAACCUCAUCAUGACCCCUCACAUCGGCGGCUCGACUGAGGAGGCGCAGCGCGCCAUCGGCAACGAGGUCGCCAACGCCCUCACUCGCUACCUCAACUACGGCACCUCGAUCGGCUCCGUCAACUUCCCCGAGGUCGACCUCCGUGCCAUCACGGCCGACGACGUGCGCCACAUCCGUGUCUGCCACGUGCACAGGAAUGAGCCCGGUGUUCUUCGCGCCAUCAACGCCAUUCUCGGCAGCCACAACAUUGAGAAGCAGUUCUCGGACUCGAAGGGUGACGUCGCCUACCUUAUGGCGGACAUCAGCGGUGUCGGCCACGAGGAGGUCCGCGAGAUCUACGAGGCCAUCAACGGCACGCGCGCCAACAUCCUCACCCGUCUGUUGUACUAAACGCGCGGGCCGAGAGAGGCGUUGACGUGUUGGCGAGGUGAAAGGUGAUGGCGUAAACAACUUGCGCCCCUCAACCGGGUCACUGUGUAAUAGUCGCUCAUCUGUAUAGUACUGUAGUGCUCCACCACUCGGCGCGAGCGGCCCACAGCAUCAAAACUAGACAUGCAUUCUUGGUAACAUUGCCAGAUAUAUCUGACGCGCAGGUGGAGGUUGUCCUGUCCUCCGAUCUCCGAUCUCCGAUCUCCACUCCGCACUGGUGGCUUUCGGCGGUCUGUGGAAGCGUGA
Cutaneotrichosporon oleaginosum is the source of this 1919-nucleotide messenger RNA. RefSeq lists its product as uncharacterized. Lineage: Eukaryota; Fungi; Basidiomycota; Tremellomycetes; Trichosporonales; Trichosporonaceae. The record is from RefSeq and is a predicted model, not a curated record. Gene Ontology annotation, molecular function: oxidoreductase activity, acting on the CH-OH group of donors, NAD or NADP as acceptor; NAD binding.